Messenger RNA from Colletotrichum graminicola M1.001, 2322 nucleotides. Its product is annotated as glycosyl transferase family 8. The transcript has 8 exons. The record is from RefSeq and is a predicted model, not a curated record. Bases 1 to 2322 code for a protein of 773 amino acids. Gene Ontology annotation, cellular component: cytoplasm. Gene Ontology annotation, molecular function: glycosyltransferase activity. Lineage: Eukaryota; Fungi; Ascomycota; Sordariomycetes; Glomerellales; Glomerellaceae.
AUGGCGUCGCUUCGUGGAGAGGAUCAAGUCUACGCAACGCUUUUGUUGAACGACACAUACCUACCAGGCGCAUUGGUUCUUGCUCACUCUCUCCGCGAUGCCGGCACUUCCAAACAGCUGGCGGUCCUGGUCACGCUCGAUACCGUUUCGGCUGAGGUCAUCACUGAACUCAAGGCUGUCUACGAUCAUGUCAUCCCCGUCCCGCGCAUACGCAACGCUCGACCCGCGAACCUAUACCUGAUGAACCGGCCCGACUUGCAUUCGGCAUUCACCAAAGUUAAUCUUUGGAGGCAGACUCAAUUCUCCAAAAUUGUCUACAUUGAUGCCGAUGUAGUUGCCUACAGAGCUCCUGAUGAGCUGUUCGACAUCGCCGCUCCCUUUUCCGCCGCGCCUGAUAUCGGAUGGCCGGACCUUUUCAAUACUGGUGUCAUGGUUUUAACUCCCAACAUGGGAGACUACUAUGCUCUCAUGGCAAUGGCCGAGAGAGGCAUCUCAUUCGAUGGAGCCGAUCAGGGUCUCCUUAAUAUGCACUUCAAGAACACGUACAACCGCAUCAGCUUCACGUACAACGUGACACCCUCGGCGCAUUAUCAAUACGUGCCUGCCUAUCGACACUUUCAGUCGAGUAUCAACAUGGUACAUUUCAUUGGCCCUGACAAACCCUGGUUUCAAGGUCGGCAGGCAAGCCAAGGAGACUCGCCGUUUGAAGACAUGAUUGGGAGAUGGUGGGCAGUCUAUGACCGACACUACAGAGUUGCCGAAACAGCACCUGCUCCUGCACUUCAACAACAGAAGUAUCAGGAUAAAACUUCGCAGCAUCAACAGCGGGAACAUCAGAUCCCUGAGAUUGUACAGUACUUUACUAAAGGAGAAUUUCAGCCGCAGCCGCAGGCUGCGCGAGCCGCAUUAACGGGUGAGCACCUUUAUAUAGAGCUAAUUAAUAAUUAUUAUGGCUCUCCCCACCACGAUGCCCAUGGACCCGAUUCUUCUCAGCCGCAUCACCAUAACGAACCGCCAUAUCGCGACCGUGAUCAGAAAUCCCAGCCUGAGAUUGCGUAUCAGGCUGGCCAAUCCUUUCCCCCUCCCAGCGAGUCGUUUAGUGGUUUUGCUGGAACGCAGGCUGAGGCUCGAUCAGAGCAGAUUUCAGCACCUCAGGGGCGGGGUCCAACACCGCCACCCGUGGAACAGACGCGAGAGCCAAGCCCUCCUCCUCCAGCAUGGGAUGCUCAGAGACAACCACCACCAGCAGACUCGAGGCCCGAGGCGCUCAAUUUCCCCUCGCAGACCUACGAGAUGUCUCAAGACCCCGCUCCGUUUGUGCCCCCCGAACGAUAUCCUAGCCCCCCAAGAAAUAUGUGGUACGAAGUUCCGAAGCAAAAGCCAACGCAGAAGCCUCGACCUCUCUUCCCCUGGGAAGUCAAUCAACCCAAGCCGACCAGAACCUUUACCGCAGAUCUGGCCGAGCCGGAAGCAGGAGAGUCUUUGAGCACACCGACUGGUGAGCAAGCGGCAUCGCCCAUAUCCCAGGCUCCUGCUGAGCCAUCUCUCACAGGAUCAUCGACGACUGGUCAAAAGGGCGAGCCCAGCACCCCGUCCACCCCGACCAUCAAAGUCAGCCCAUCGAAUCCUUGGACCACUUUCACGCGUACAAAUGCCUGGGACGAAGUGCCCGAGAUCGAGCGCUACGUCGAGGGUCUUCAAAAGCAUCGCCGGGGAAAGAGCCAAGGUUCGGUGGGUCUUGCUGAUGAGAAGGCGGCGAAGGAGCACGGCCUCAAGCUCACCGACUUCCCAAGUGUUGUCGAACGACCUAGUCUUCCAGUCACUCCCGCACCAAUUCGUCGACCGAAGUUCUGGGGUGGUGGCCCCGGGGCUGGCGAUGGUGAUAACGAGGAGGAGCUGCCGGUCGCCUACGGCGUGCCGCCGCAGUCGGACUGGGACCCUUCAGCACAGCUUCAAAAACUGGCUAAACAGCAGUCAGAAGCUUUGCUGAAGAAGCUUGGUGGUAGCGAAGGUGGUCAUGAGGGUGUGAGUCGCGAGAUCCCAACACGUUCCCUGCCGUUUGGUUCGGAGGGUGCCGUUUCACCUACUUAUGCCGCGCAGUCAUCUGGAGGGGUGGUGCUCAGUCCGCAGCCGGUAAAAGGCAGCGCGACCACGAGUGUUCUGCGCAGUUUGAGUGGUAGCCGGGCAUCGUCAGCAACCACGGCAGUCCCGGCGCCGGCCUACCAAGGUUCGGUCACCAAUUGGGAGAGCGGCGAAGGAGUAUCGCUCAGAGAGACGCCGGCAUUGCUGUCAAACGAGCAGAGCGAUGUGUUGGACACGUAA